Messenger RNA from Durusdinium trenchii, 2464 nucleotides. The record is from the annotation of a GenBank genome assembly. NCBI's taxonomy places the organism in Eukaryota, Dinophyceae, Suessiales, Symbiodiniaceae.
CCAAAUCCACAUAGCAGCCUUCAGACACGCACACUUAUGUGAGCGUAACACUCACAUGUGCCUACGCACCAUGUGGCUUGCAUGUACGAUGCAUCGCUUGCGACUUUGCAGCUGAAUGUUCUUAUCGGGAGGGGCUUGGCAAUGCAACGGAGCGCGGUUGUUUUUUGUUGUCAUUGCUUCUGUUGCCGCCGUUGCAUACUGUUUUUUCUCAUUGUCCUCUACAUGGCCCACAUGGCCUGCAUACGCUUUGAGCAAUCGUACCCAUGGACGGAUUGGUCGGACAAGAGGCGAGACGUUCAGCGCGUCAAGUGAUACCUCUGAUUUGGGCGAUGUUCCCGAGUUGAACGAUACGGAAAAUGAAAGCAGCACAGAGCAUAGGUCCGUGCACCGGUGCUUGAAGUGUCGUUUCCUGCUUUGGACCCAUGAUUUUUCCGAAAGGGAUGACACAGAGCUUAUCUUGGAUUUUGCGGCUGCGCUGACAUCGUCGGGUCACAGAGUUCUAUUGGAAAGUCCCGUUGACGGAGCAUCUUUUGACCAACUGGAUCCCUCCUACGACUUUGGAGUUCGGGUCAAUCCUCGCUUGCAAAAACUUCUGUCAGGGGAUAGCAGCGAUGUUUGGGAUGCAAUUGGCGGUACUGUGUGGGAUGCGACUGCCGACGAAUUUCCUCAAUUCAUUGUGUUCUUCUCAGACACCUGGACACCCUUCUUUCAACAGCUGCAGCAGCCGGAAGAUUCGGAGGUUCGCUUGGUGUGGUAUUUCUACCAGACGCAGUGUAGUGUGUUUGGUCAUCAGGGGCCCAUCUUCGACCGGAUUGGAGAUGCACUGGCAAAACCUGACAGUGUGGUUUUCUUAUCCGCCGUGGAGCGAGAGCGCUGGUCCAAGCAUGACCACGGGCACUUCAAAGUUCUUGGCCCGCUGGUGGUGCCAAUUGCUACAAAUUGGGCCAAGGGUGACAAAGAUGCCUUUCGAAAAGAAGUUCGGCAUCGCCACAGCAUGGGCGCUCGUGAUUUCUUGGUCACAGUUGUGCAAGACCCCUGUCCACAUGCACAAGCGGAACGAGUUGAUUUCUGUUCAUCGAAAAUCAUAAAGCAGCUGAAUGCAAACUACUUGUCUUCGUGGCAGGUGAUCAUAUUUGGGAACGAGACACGUACAAAGUGUAAGGAUUACUUGCUCUUGCCGUUGCCAAAACCAACGGAACUUCAAAAAUAUUUGGCCGCCGCGGACCUACAUGUGAGCUUAACAGCUUCAGCCGUUGCCACCGACAAACUCCACGCACGCUCCUGGGGUGUCCCUGUCGUGCUGGCUGAGGAGUCGCACCACUCACAGAUGUCCUUCGAGAAGCUCUUGGGCAUCAAGUUGAGCAUGAAAGUCAAGGCGCUGCGUUGGGAAGCGUCAAUUGGCAGGUUGGCUGCGCAGUCGAGAGCAGAGACAAGUCGAGCUGACAUGUCGCGCCUGCCCACUUUCUUGAGUGAACCGUCACCGUCCACAGUGGUGGCUGGGCCUAGAAUCGGUAUAUUCAUCCAGAUGUCAAACAUGGGAGUAUGGCGGGAGCUGAAGCAAUGUGUUCAGACCGUGCUGCAUGCCACCAGCAAUAACACAGUUGAUGUGAUCUUGACGGCAACUCGGGACCAUCAGCACAUACAGUUGGCACUCCCGGUCUUGAGGCAGUCGGCCCCUGGGUCGUUGCGGUAUGACAUGCUUACCUUUGCCCGCGAGGUGGGGGCUGACCAGGGGGUCUUUCUACAGCAACUACUGUUUGCGCGUGAGAUGGGGCUGCAGCAUGAGAUACUUCUCAAACUGCACACCAAGGAGGAGCCUCGGUGGAGACAGACGAUGCAAGACGAUCUUUGCGGGAGUGUUGAAAUGGUCCGCGGUAUCAUCGCGCAGUUCGAGACAGACCCCUGGCUUGGCAUGAUCGGCCCUACAAAUCUGACCUUUUCGAAGGACGGGCCAGUUAGCCAAGUUGCAUUUGGGCAGGGGAAUGCUUUUAACGGUGCUUCAGUGAAACAAAUGAAACGAGUCUGGUCCCUAAUGAAGGGAGAGUUGAAGGGAAGUGAGAAGCUGCCACCAGAAGCAUGGUGGACCAUUGUGGCCGGAUCUUUCUAUUGGGUGAGGGCCAACCUGCCAAUGUGGGAAAGCACCUUGUUUCCGAACAUUGCUGGGAUUCUGGAAGCCUGCCAGCCCAGCAACAACUGUUUUGCUUCUGUUGGCUUGGAAAGGCUUUUGCCCACCAUGGUCGCCGCGACUCAUAAGGUGCUUGCUGUCCCUGCAAAUCACUCAUGGUAUUAAUGCUGAUGUGGAAGAGGAAAAUUCGGCCCUUCUUUUCACCCGGAGGAGUUCGUUAUCACAUGUAAUUGGGAGCCUGAUGAGGCUCCUAGCUGAUGAUGGCGCCUUCACAUUUGGGCCAAAGUUGCUCAUGGUGGUGGUUUGCUUCGCAGCUUCAUGACCUACACCGCGAUGUGC